AGCUACUUUCCUUGCUGAGGAGUUGGCAACACUACUGCCAUGUCACUGACUGGUCUGUCCUGAUAAGGCACAGACACAACCUUCUCAGACUGGGCUUGUGCAACAGGGCUCAAAUAUCCACAUCAAGCUCCGCCCGUCCGGUUCUCUGUAGGGAUAAAAUCGAACAAACCAGCAGGCGUAACGGGAACUUUUCUCGCAGUGUUUACAGGACAGGUUCUUCCUCGUUUCACCCUGUUGUGUCUGCACCAGGUCUGCACAUCUAAUCACGACCUGCAGUGACAGCGUCCCACAGAGCUAGAGACUGAUGGUGCGUUCAAGUUUCUGUGACUGCGCCCCUAACGUAAACAAACAAGGUAAAAUGGAAUGCUGUGGACUACUUACUGCCCAGAAGGAACAAGUUCCCCUGAAGAGCAUUGAGGUGGAGCUGGAGGUGAGGGACCAUGUGGCGACAGUGGUCUCCACUCUGAACUACGAGAACAAGGAGGACAAACCUCUGGAGGCUAUUUUCGUCUUCCCUCUGCCUGGAGACGCUGCUGUCUGUCACUUCAGUGCUCAGAUUGGACAGACACAGAUUGUAGCUGAGGUGAAGGAGAAACAGAAGGCUCGUGAGGAGUAUGAUGAUUCGCUGAGCUCCGGUCAGCAGGCCUUCCUGUUGGAGGAGAGCGAGCAGAGUCCAGAUAUAUUCACUCUGAGUGUGGGCAGUCUGCCUCCAGGAGAGAGUGCCUCCAUCAGGCUGGAGUACGUCACUGAGCUGGCUGUGCAGGCGGAUGACGGGCUGAGGUUUUGUUUGCCUGCUGUGCUCAACCCUCGCUAUGAACCUCAGGGUUCUGAAGGUGCUAGUGUGCAGGUUACCUCUGUUCCAGCGUCUCUGGUUCCCUACAGUCUGUCGUUUUCUGUCCGAGUGUCGUCUCCUCGUCCAAUCUCCAAAGUGGAGUCCAGCUGCUCUCUGGAGCCUCUCCAGUACGUCAACACAGAGCAGACCCAGGCCACGGUCAAGUUGGCUGCAGGACACAAGUUUGACAGAGAUGUUGAGCUGCUGAUUUAUUACAGAGAUGCUCACAAGCCCACUGCUGUGGUGGAGGCAGGACAGGAGUCUGCCAAACCAGGGAGUCUGAUGGGCGAUCCAGUCCUGAUGCUGAGCCUGUACCCUGAGUUCCCCCAGUCUGUGAUGUCUUCACUCGCCUCACGUGGAGAGUUUGUGCUCCUACUGGAUCGAUCUGGGAGUAUGGGUUGUCCAACGAGUAAUGGCAAGCAGCAAGAAACUCGAAUUGCCAGUGCCAGGGAUACUCUACUGCUCCUGUUGAAGAGCUUACCAAUGGGCUGCUACUUCAACAUCUACAGUUUCGGCUCCAGCUUUGAACACAUCUUCCGUAAGAGUGUGGAGUACAGUGAAAAGAACUUAGAAGAGGCUCUGAAGAAAGUCGAAGCGAUGCAGGCGAAUCUGGGAGGAACAGAGAUCCUUGAACCUAUCAAACACAUUUACAGCCAGCCCUGCAUUCCUAAUCAACCUAGACAACUAUUUGUCUUCACUGACGGAGAAGUGUUCAACACCAAAGAAGUGAUCGAUCUGGUGAAGAAGAAUUCAGGUUCCCACAGGUGUUUCUCUUUUGGGAUCGGGGAAGGGGCCAGCUCUGCUCUUAUCAAUGGGUUAGCCAAGGAAGGAGGAGGUCACGCUCAGUUCAUCACAGGGGCUGAUAGGAUGCAACCUAAAGUGAUGCAGUCUCUGAGAUUUGCUCUCCAGCCAGCAGUGGCGGACAUCUCAGUCACGUGGAAUUUACCAAAGGGAGUGUCUGUCACUGUUCUCUCCCCAACAAUCACAACUAUUUUCCAGGGUCAGCGGUCACUGAUUUAUGCGCAGCUCAGUGGACAGAGUUCAAAGGCAGCAGAGGGUGGUGUGACGGUGAAGUACAGCCUGGCAGGUCGUCCCUCUGAGAACAAGCUACACUUCUCUCUCAAACCUGCUGAGGACACUGGAUUAACAUUCCACAGGCUAGGUGCUCGAAGCCUGAUUCGUUCCCUGGAGAUGGACGAAAGAGAUGGCGAGGGACAGCAUGAUGAGGGGGUGAAGGGGAAGGUGGUAGAGCUCAGUGUCCAAUCAGGAGUGAGCAGUUCCUUCACAGCCUUCAUUGCUGUCAACAAAGGCAAUAAUGAGCCGAUUCAAGGACCUUUGAUGCGCAGAGCUAUACCAGCACCCAUUUUUGUCUCAGGGAUGUAUUCCCCCAUGUGUCACGGUUUCAUGCCUUCAACUGGUUAUUGCCCAUCUGGGAUGUAUAUGAAGAAAGCCAUGGGUCUCUGUCGAAAGUCUGCAACUGCUAAAAGAUCCUUAGGGAUGUAUCCGAUGGCACCGAUGGCUUGCGGAAUCAUGUCUGCACCUGCUAAAAGAUCCUUAGGGAUGUAUAUGAAGAAAGCCAUGGGUCUCUCUCGAAAGUCUGCACCUGCUAAGAUGUCCUUUGACUUCAAUGACGAAGUCACUGAACCUACACAGCAGCCACCCAGAGACCCUUUGCUGCAGCUGGUCUCUCUGCAGAAGGCUUCUGGGUGCUGGCUGCUUGAUCCGGCUCUGGCUGCUGCUGUGGGAAAGACCAGUGAGGAGGUGGAGAACACAAAGCCUUCAGCUGUGAACCAGGAAGUGUGGGCCACCAUUCUGGCUCUGAUCUGGCUUCAUGGAUCCAAGAUGGAUGCUCAGGAAGAGUGGGAGCUUCUGGCUAUGAAGGCUGUGUCCUGGCUCCGUGCUCAAAACGCACCAACUGUGGCAGAAUCUGUGGUAGCUGCAAACACACUAUUGGGUUUCAGUGUGCAGACAGACGUCCUGGGGCUCUGAGGAUUUCAUUAAACUGCCUUCCUUUUCUUCUUCUGGAUUAAAAGCAAUGACCAUUGACAUAUACUGUAUAUGUAGAGGCUGCAUUGGCCAACUGGCUCAUACCAGCGUCGCCACCAUUUUGGACUGGGAAAGAGUGGCCUGUAAACACACGCAUGUUAGGGGGAGCUCCAUUUGUCUGUAUAAAAAAUACUUUUACAUUUUAAUUUCAACUGAUGUCAACAAUUUGUUUUCAAGGGUUUGUGAUCUACGUGGGUUUUGUCUCCAGUUAUUUAGAAUCAAUAGUUUGACUUGUAGUAAAGGCAAGAAUCUGUAUUUAUUUGAAUAUGGACAAAAAUCUUGGGUUAAACGUAAAUGAUUUGGUUCCUUUUCUUCUUAAAAAUAUUGGAUGAAAAUACGCAUAUACCUACCUAUGACUUCCACAGAAGUCUGUCUGCUGUCUGUCUGUCUGUCUGUGUGUCUGUGGGAUGCAUAUCUCUAGAACCGUUCAUCUCAUCGGCUUCACACUUGCCAUAUGUCUUGUCCAUUCAGUCUGUGGACCGAGUUGAACUUGUCCUCAUCUAUGUCUUCGGAUUAUAGACAGCAGCAGUGUCAAUAUCCCUCACAACAGAUCCUUUUGAUAAUUUGAUAAUACAUUUUUUCACAAUAUAUGACUGACACAGAUAUUCCUGGUUUUGUGGGUGCCGAUCUCCACUUGGGCAGCAACAUUCAUAUUCAUAGAAUCACUUCCUUUUCAGUUAUUUUUCUAAAGAGUCAAGGUAUGUUUAAUUUCAGCAAUGCUUUAUAUCGAGUGAAACAACAGAGCUUUAAUUUUGAAAACGUCAGUAAUUCACAUUAUAUUAAAUUCAACUUGGACACACUCCUCUCUGUCUAGCAGUGAUGAUAUCUGAACAAUUGACAUUUUAACUGAGAAUUUUUUGUUAGUUUUCCACGUAGAUCACAAAACUCAUCAAUACAAAAAGCAGCUCAUUGAAAUCAGCUGGAAUUUCAACCUUAUUGUGUUUUUUUCCCAGACAGACUGCGGCUGGUAUGUGUUAACAGGCCAGUCUUGCCUGGUCCAAUAUGGCGGACACAUUGACAUAUUACAGCAGCAGGCAAAAGUGCACUUCACGUAUGAAUGUAUAUCUUCAUAUAAUCAUGAAUGGUAUGAAGAUAUAUUUAUAACCUUUACAUUGCACAUCAUUAUUUGCACUAUCCACUUCAGUAAUAGUGUGUGCCCAAUUGUAUUCACACUAUGCUUCAUCUGUUCAGAAUUGACCAUAUAACAAAACAAAUAAUUGUUCAUCUGUUGCACCUUUAAUUUUAACCUUUUUUUUUAGAUCAGAAACUCUUGUACUGUAUUAUUAAAGUUGAAUCUUACGGCCUGAAA
This is a messenger RNA of Pleuronectes platessa (European plaice), 4187 nucleotides long. RefSeq names its product von Willebrand factor A domain-containing protein 5A. The coding region runs from base 305 to 2821 and encodes 838 amino acids. The record is from RefSeq and is a predicted model, not a curated record. The transcript is spliced from 22 exons. NCBI's taxonomy places the organism in Eukaryota, Metazoa, Chordata, Actinopteri, Pleuronectiformes, Pleuronectidae.